AUGCCACGUAAGAUAGCCAAAGUACGGUUGAGCAAUCGACAUGAUAUAUUUGCUCACAUUCCGGGCGAAGGUCAUAAUUUGCAGGAACAUUCUAUGGUGUUAAUAAGAGGAUGUAGAGUGAAAGAUUCGCCARGUGUGAAAUCCCAUUGUAUUCGAGGAGUCAAGGAUUUGCUGGGAAUUCCGGAUCGAAGAAGAGGCAKAUCUAAAUAUGGUGCAGAAAAACCAAAAUCGAUAUGAAUGGAAGAUGCCUCUUUCACUUGUUUUUCUCGGUCAGUCGAGGGAACAACCACAAUGUUACGCCCCAAAAUCGAACUAUACGGAGCCCUUCCGAAUGACCUCUCAUGGAGUCUACUACACUA
Momordica charantia (bitter melon) is the source of this 359-nucleotide messenger RNA. NCBI's taxonomy places the organism in Eukaryota, Viridiplantae, Streptophyta, Magnoliopsida, Cucurbitales, Cucurbitaceae. The record is from RefSeq and is a predicted model, not a curated record.